CUGGGUCCGGUCAACCAUCAAAAUGUCCAAAGAACCUCUCAUUCUCUGGCUGAUGAUGGAGUUUUGGUGGCUUUAUCUGACACCAGUCACUUCAGAGACUGUUGUGACGGAGGUUUUGGGUCACCGGGUGACUUUGCCCUGUCUGUACCCAUCCUGGUCUCAGAACAGCAACAGCAUGUGCUGGGGGAAAGACAAGUGCCCCCACUCCGGUUGCAAGGAGGCGCUCAUCCGCACUGAUGGAACGAGCGUGACCUCAAGAAAGUCAGCAAAAUAUAGACUUCAGGGGACUAUCCAGAGAGGCAAUGUCUCCUUGACCAUCUUGAACCCCAGUGAAGGUGACAGCGGUAUGUACUGCUGCCGCAUAGAGGUGCCUGGCUGGUUCAACGAUGUAAAGAUAAACAUGCGCCUGAAUCUGCAGAGAGCCUCGACAACCACACGCAGAACAACAACCACCACACACAGAACAACAACAACGAGUCCCCCCACCACCCCACACGUGACAACAACCAUAGCUGCACUUCCAACAACAGUCGUGACCACACCGGAUCUCACAAGCGGAACACCACUUCAGACGACAACCACUACUGUCCUCACGACAGCAAACACGUGCCCUUCACCAACCCCAAGCACCCUUCCAGAGGCAGCCACAGGUCUUCUGACUCCUGAGCCUUCUAAGGAAGGGCCCAUCCCCACUGCAGAAUCAGAAACUGUCCUCCCCAGUGACUCCUGGAGUAGUGCCGAGUCUCCUGCAGACACUGUCCUGCAGACAUCCAGAGGAAACCAUACAUCUGUAAGGAAACAGACAAGAGUGACUGGAAGGGGACAGAUGGAUGGAAUGCCCAUGCCCAUGAAGAAUGAAAUGCCCAUCUCCCAACUACUGAUGAUCCUUGCCCCCAGCUUGGGAUUUGUGCUCUUGGCAUUGCUCGUGGCGUUUCUCCUGAGAGGGAAACUCAUGGAAACCAAUUGUUUGCAGAAACACACAAGGCUAGACUGCAUUGGAGAUAGUAAAAAUGUCCUCAAUGACAUGCGGCAUGGAAGGGAAGAUGAAGAUGGACUUUUUACCCUCUAACAACGCAGUAGCAUGUUAGAUUGAGGAUGGUGGCAUGGCAAUCAAGUGUCAAAAUAAGUCUUAGGAGGUUUCUUUGUUUCAUAAAAAGGAUUCACUUAUUC
Messenger RNA from Rhinopithecus roxellana (golden snub-nosed monkey), 1170 nucleotides. RefSeq names its product T cell immunoglobulin and mucin domain containing 4 (gene TIMD4). The record is from RefSeq and is a predicted model, not a curated record. The coding region runs from base 23 to 1069 and encodes 348 amino acids. The transcript has 9 exons. Lineage: Eukaryota; Metazoa; Chordata; Mammalia; Primates; Cercopithecidae.